AUGAGGCUUACUUCCAGGAAACCAGGUAUUGCAGCUUUAAUCUAGACUUACCCUUUCCAUGGAAAAUCCAAUCAGUUAAAAAACUUUGUUGUUGUUGUUUAGUUGUUUAGUCGUGUCUGACUCUUCGUGACCCCUGGACCAGAGCACACCAGGCAUGCCUGUCUUCCACUGCCUCUCGCAGUUUGGCCAAACUCAUGUUUUGAGAACAUUGUCCAACCAUCUCGUCCUUUGUCGUCCCAUUCUCCUUGUGCCCUCCAUCUUUCCCAACAUCAGGGUCUUUUCCAGAGAGCCUUCUCUUCUCAUGAGGUGGCCAAAGUAUUGGAGCCUCAGCUUCAGGAUCUGUCCUUCCAGUGAGUAUUCAGGGCUGAUUUCCUUCAGAAUGGAUAGGUUUGAUCUUCUUGCUGUCCAUGGGACUUUCAAGAGUCUCCUCCAGCACCAUAUUUCAAAAGAAUCAAUUCUUCGGCGAUCAGCCUUCUUUAUGGUCCAGCUCUCAUUUCCAUACAUCUCCACUGGGAAAACCAUAGCUUUAACUAUACAGACCUUUGUUGGCAAGGUGAUGUCUGCUUUUUAAGAUGCUGUCUAGGUUUGUCAUUGCUUUUCUCCCAAGAAGCAGGCAUCUUUAAUUUCAUGACUGCUGUCACCAUCUGCAGUGAUCAUGGAGCCCAAGAGAGUAAAAUCUCUCACUGCCUCCAUUUCUUCCCCUUCUAUUUGCAAGGAGAUGAUGGGACCAAAAAACCUAGUUGCCAAUAAACCAUUGGUGGUAUUAAGUCCCCAUCUGAACGCACCCUGAAGUUUGUAGCAAUAAACCUUCAUUUGCUGGUCUUUGUGCUCAAAGGUGAAAAUGCUUUAAAAAAAUACUGUAUAGUUUCCUUGGAUUUUUUUUCUAGCUAGCAGUCAUUCAGCAAGUUUGGAAAAUUCCAUCGUUCCAAGAAGUACAGUUCAGUGUUUCCUGCUUUGUUUGUUCUCUUUCCCAUCAGAGGCGCUUCAGGCUCCCAGCGGCCUGCCUUUGUCUUGUUAGAUUUGAUUAUAUGAGAAGCAGGGUCUUGCAUAGCCAUUCAGAUUACAUUUCUCCAUCUUCAAGCAGGCAUGAAGAAGCUCUUUAUAUUUUUAAUGUUUACAGAGACCCAGCAGCUUUUGUCUGGGUGGAAAGUUUUCAAUGGGAAGCUCUUAUAAGUACAGCUGAUGCCAAGAGCCAGGGAUAGCUAAUGUGAGCCAGCUUCAUGUAAAAUAAACAUGAACAAUGGUUCAGGGUUUCAUCAUCCCCCUCCUUUGCAAAAAAUGCUUAUGAAACAGUGAGAUGUUCUAGGUGUGAGACUAGAGGAAGGGCAAGGCCCAGCUAAGACAUUUCUCUGUCUGAGGCAAAUAUUAUGCUCCCCAUGCCAUACCACUCACCAGAAGCAGACUAAUCAAGUGUCUGUAUUUUCCAGAGACAGUCCCAGAUUUACAGAAGCCGUCUCGGUUUCUAAUCUGAUCCUGGAAUGUUUCACUUUUCCUUAGACAGGGGUGCCCAAACCUUUUCCAAAAGGGCCAGAUUUGAUGAAGUGAACAUGCAUGAGGAAGUUGUUGAACUUUUUUUAGAUUGAAGUAGGAUUUUACCCAAGGACAUAUACUGCCACAGGGGCCGGAUUAAAUCGACCGGUGGGCUGGAUUAGGCCCCCGAAACGGACUUUGGACACGCCUGCCUUAGGACAUCUCUAUUUUCAUUGGAGAAAUGUUGAAGGGUAUGGUUAUGUGACCUCAAGCCAAGGAGAUAAGUAACUAUACAACCUUCAUAGCCAGUGUGGUGUAGUGGUGUAGAGCGGUAGACUCGUAAUCUGGGGAACCGGGUUCGCGUCUCCACUCCUCCACAUGCAGCUGCUGGGUGACCUUGGGCUAGUCACACUUCUUUGAAGUCUCUCAGCCCCACUCACCUCACAGAGUGUUUGUUGUGAGGGAGGAAGGAAAAGGAGAAUGUUAGCCGCUUUGAGACUCCUUUGGGUAGUGAUAAAGUGGGAUAUCAAAUCCAAACUCUUCUUCUUCUUCUUCUUCUUCUUCUUCUUCUUCUUCUUCUUCUUCUUCAGAAGACAUCUGAAGGCAGCCCUUUAUAGGGAAGGGUUAUUAUGGGAUAGGAUGUCCCUAUUUUCAUUGGAGAAAUGUUGGAGGGUAUGCUCUCUUUCCAUAUUCCCAGAUGAAUCUCAUUCCUAGUAGCCUUCCUGCAGAAAGAUUUAACAGAUAAAGAGCUUCCUUAAAAAGUGCCAAGUGAUAAUCCUGCCAUUUCCCCUCCAAGAAGCAAAGUGAAUUGUUCCCAUUAAUAUCGAUGUCAACAGUUCUAUUUGGAUUACGAGAGGAAUAAGAACAGUCACAGUUUAGGCUACAACAUAAAUAUAUUAGCAUUCAUAUGCCAAUUAGGCAAUCUGAUACUCUCUUUAAAAAGACUUGAGUUUUUAAUGAAAUACACGAUAGGAUAAUACUUAACAAUUAAAUAUCCGGGGAGCACUUCUCUGCUGUGCUUCUGUGUAUAUACCCAGAGAGAAUCAGAAGGAUUAACUGUAGUCUUUUGUUAUGUUUGGAAUUACUAUUUUAAUCUGAAAGGCCCCUUCAAAAUAAAAUGUGUAAGUUCCCAAAUAAAGGAAUUGUCUUCCAGUAGGAUACAAUCCCUGUCUACAUAAUGCAACACACUUCCCUUCCCCUGUGCUUUCUGCCUGUACUGCCCAACUCCCCAGCAUGAGAUCUGGAAAGUGGCUGCCUCUUGGAGGCUGCCAGAAGGGAAUCAUCUCUUUGGGGUGAUUCCUCAUGGAUCUGAGGCCAAGUCUUCAAACUUUUGCCCUGCUGGACACAGCAAGGAGAGCAGCUCCCUGCUAAACUGUGGCAAGAUUCCAGGGGGUUCCAGGAGCUCACCUAGGGCCUGUGUUCCCAUGAGAGUUAGGAUGUGUCUUCAGAAAUAUGGUUUCGUUACACAUAUUUACACCUUUAGUCAGCAUGGUCAGCUUAAGAGGGCCUUGUUCCCCACAGCCGUACAGCAGUGGAGUCCAAGGUAUCUCACCCGGCCUGCCUUCAGCCAAGCUCUCAGCUGUCCCCAGGCCUCAUGCCAAAGACCCCAACCUCUUCUUGUGACAUCACACCCAGUUACCAUGGCAACCUUCCAAAUUCCAUGUCUCUGUUCACACCUCAGGCCGGGGUGGGGGGGAAAAGGACAGUUAUCGUGCAUUGCCAAUGGUCCUCAGCAACCCUGCAUUGUUUCUUAGUGCCCCCAGUUUGGCCAGAUAGUUGAUGUUGUCGACUGCUGAAACCUGGUUUGCUGAUGUAGUGUGUGCCCCUUACAGUAUCCGAUCUUUAUUUUAUGAGGUAUCUGGCCUGCCAUUGUUAGAGGCACCAAUCUUGAGUAAGGAAACUUGCUCCGAAAUAAGAGUUUUCUACCCAAGAUCCCUUGGGCUCAGCCUCAUUUCAAUGGACUGUAGUCUAUAAUAAUAAUAAUAAUAAUAAUAAUAAUUUAUUAUUUAUACCCCACCCAUCUGGCUGGGUUUCCCCAGCCACUCUGGGCGGCUUCCAACAAAACACUAAAAUACAGUAACCUAUUAAACAUUAAAAGCUUCCCUAAACAGGGCUGCCUUCAGAUGUCUUCUAAAAGUUUGGUACUGUAGUUAUUUUUCUCUUUGACAUCUGGUGGGAGGGCGUUCCACAGGGCGGGUGCCACUACCGAGAAGGCCCUCUGCCUGGUUCCCUGUAGCUUUGCUUCUCGUAAUGAGGGAACCGCCAGAAGGCCCUCCGCGCUGGACCUCAGUGUCCAGGUAGAACGAUGGGGGUGGAGACGCUCCUUCAGGUAUUCUGGGCUGAGGCCAUUUAGGGUUUUAAGGGUCAGCACCAACACUUCGAAUUGUGCUUGGAAACGUACUGGGAGCCAGUGUAGGUCUUUUCAGUGAGGUCACCUCCUCUCUGCUUCCCCAUACUCUUGCUUUUGAUGCUUCUGUUAAUUUCUUUAUCCUCUUCUGCAUCGCAAGGCAGAUGUGAAUGUGCAUACCAAACCCACGCUUCAGGUGAUCCUGAAUCCACAUUAAAUAUGUUUUUAGAUGUGCUGUCAGAUGCCCAGAGUGGCUGGGGAAACCCAGCCAGAUGGGCGGGGUAUAAAUAAAUAAAUAAAUAAAUAAUAAUAAUAAUAAUAAUAAUGUCUCAAGUGUGCAUUGUGACACAGAUGCAGUUUUGAAAGUGUACAGUCUAAACACAAACUUUCCAUGCACAGCUUUCCUUUUGCUGGAAGGAGCACAUGUGUGCAUGCACACACAUGCACACAGCAUUGCAGAACACAGAGAGCCUUUCCCCGAGGUGGUUAUGCUCUGUACUAAUUCAAGCUGCAGCCUCAGUCCUAGAGCUGUAAGUGGUUUGUUCCAUAUCAUUAGAGCUAUAUUACAGAACUGUCAGGAGGAACACUGUACUGCUGUAUUUGAUCACAUACCGCUGUCUCCUUGGCUGCUUUAUUAAAAUGUAUAGUCUCUCAUGUUAUUUUAAAGCAAUAUUGAGUUCAUUCUUCCUCUCUGCCUUCUGGUGGAGAAAGAGAGAGAGAGAGAGCCAUAAACAGAAUUUGCAGUGGAAUCACUGUCAUUUAGAGCUCUGAGCUUCAGUGGAGCCUUUUAGGUUUGCAAAAAAUAGGUUUUUGCCACACACACACCCUCCUUGGAUAAAACACUUUAAUUGCUAUUGGGGUCACGUAGACCACAACUAAGUAAGAUUUUUAAAAAAGCAAUAACAAGAUGUAUUGGACCCAGGGAUUCAAUCUGUGGUGGUAUGUCUUUGAAAAUACACUGGAAAAUCAUACAGCACAUAGCACAGCAGGUUUCAAUUGCUAAAACAGGCGUAAAAAUAAUCAGUUGACUGGUCCACCAAGACCUUGAUCAAUUUUCAAGUAUGAAAACUUUUUUGACCACAAUCAGAGUUCUACGCAUUCUUUCAUGGAAGUAAUGACUCCAUUUUAAUGUAAAAUUAUGAAUUUGUUUUCAGUGCUUAUAAUGAGUGCAUGCAACUGUAUCCAAAUGAUAUUAGGGUGUGUAUGUAAUGGCAGCCCCCAUGUUAAUGCCCGUGACGUCUCAUGGAUCCUGGCUAUCUCUAGUAGCUAGGAAUAAAAAAUAUGGAAUGGGUGAGGCCAUAGUUUUAACUUCUGCAUUAAUCUAAAAUAGUUAUGGUGCUGUUAAAGGAGAGUUUUCACCACACUGGAGUAACUUACACACUAACAGUCAGUGUGGCAUUGUGGCUAGAAGAAGAAGAAGAAGAGCUUGGAUUUGAUAUCCUGCUUUAUCACUACCCGAAGGAGUCUCAAAGCAGCUAACAUUCUCCUUUCCCUUCCUCCCCCACAACAAACACUCUGUGAGGUGAAUGAGGCUGAGGGACUUCAAAGAAGUGUGACUGGCCCAAGGUCACCCAGCAGCUGCAUGUGGAGGAGCGGAGAUGCGAACCCGGUUCACCAGAUUACGAGUCUAUCGCUCUUAACCACUACACCACACUGGCUCUCCAGUGAAUGCUGGACUAGUACCUGGGAGACCGAGGGUUUGAAUCUGCCCUUGACCAUGAAGCUCGUUGGGUGACCUCUCAGCCAAACCUACCUAGAAGCUUGUCGGGUGACCUCUCAUUGCCUCUCAGCCAAACCUACUUUGCAGGGCUGUUGCGGGGAUUAACUGAGGAGGGGGAGAACCGUGUAUGUCACCUGUCACGGACUGGCUGGAUGAUAAAGAGUGGUAGGAAGCAUCAGGCGGGAGAUCCCCAUGGGAAACCCCAGAGGAGGAAGGCUCAGAGCCAAGAAAAUUGAUGGAGGUCAGAGGGAGAAGAGUGGGAGGAGGGAUUGGAGGCUGAGAGGCAGCAGGAUAUAGGGAGCAAGGAGAGUUGGUGACCGGGAACUGUUCUGACUCAGAGGCUAAAGUAGAAAAAUUCCAGGGGCCUGCCUCUCCUACUGCGACAAACUCCCCUCUCCACUAGUCUCCAAGGACAUGCAAGGCGAUGUGUAGAGUGGAGCAGAGAUUACAGGUGCCCAGGUGAAGUUUGAGACUGCUUGGAAAACAUCCGGCAGAGGAGGAGCCCUAGAGGAAGUGGAAGGCGAGGACUGUCAGUCCUGGGAACUAGCAGGGCAAGUCCUGCUGGAAGUGUUGCUAAGUUGUAUGCCAUAUUCUUGAAUAAAGAAUUAGCUGCACCAAUAGUCUCUGCUUCCUGUGUGCUGACCGACAUCUGGGCCCAGCCCUGACACUACCUUGAGUUCCUUGGGCUGGGAAAAGGGAUAUGAUUGCAAUCAAUCAAUCAAUCAAUCAAUCAAUCAAUCAAUACCGCACUCAUGCAGUGUUUCAUCCUCCCCACUUUAAUUUCAGCUGGGGUCUCAUUUGUCUCAAUGCUUUUUAAUGAAAUCCUCAAAUGCACUCCCCCCCCCUUUUUGGUAAGGAGAGUGUUGAAACACUUCCAAACUAUUUCAACUUGCACCAUUUUGUAUUUGGCUAUGGCCCCAAAUAUAUUGGAGUGAUUUUUUAAUUUAAAAAAUUGAUAUGAUUCUCAAAUGCAGCAGCGUUGCUUUGCUUCUUUUCUUUUUACAGGGAUAACAACGGUUUUGACCAUGACAACUCUGAGCAUCAGUGCGCGGCAUUCUUUGCCCAAAGUCUCCUACGCCACCGCCAUGGACUGGUUCAUUGCCGUGUGCUUCGCCUUCGUCUUCUCUGCGCUGAUUGAGUUUGCAGCUGUCAACUAUUUCACUAACAUUCAGAUGGAAAAAGCCAAAAGGAAGGCCGCGAGAUCUGCUCCUGAAGUUCCAGCAACUCCUAUGCAGAAGGAAAACUGUGCAGAAGAAGCACCCACGGUAUUUAGCCUAUUUAAUACAGUAUGCAUUAAAACGUGACUAGUGAAAUGUUGACCAAAAGUGCAUUCAAAGCUGGGUCAGGGUUGAAGUGCAUGGUCAGCUUCCAUUCUAGGGUGGUUUGAACCCAUCUUGCUUUCCAUUGUCCUCUAGCUUCCUUUGAGACUGUUACUUUUGUCCACAGCCUAGACUGCACCCUUACUUAAACUGACUUCUUUGUCAUUUCCCUUCAAUCUUACAUUUUUCAGUGUUACUUAGUGUUACUAAGUGUUACUACAGUAACAUUUCAGUGUUACUACAGUAACAUUUCAGUGUUACUAAGGCAGAAAGUAGUGCAUCUGCAACACCAGUAGCAAUUACAGUGGUACCUCGGUUUUCGAGCGUAAUCCGUUCCGGAAGACAGUUCGAGUUCUGAAACAUUUGAAAACCAAAAACCCAACAGCCGAAAGCUAGGCCUCAGGAUCUUGCACUCAGCGGAAGCUGCGUAGCAUGUUCGACUUCUGAGGUGUGUUCAAAAACUGAAGCAUUUCCGGGUUUAUGGUGUUUGAAAACCGAAAUGUUCGUCAGUGGAGACGUUCGAAAACUGAGAUACCCCUGUACACUCUUUUUCUCCCCUUAAAACCAGACCUCUUUGCUUUACUUCCUUGUUGCCAUUUUCCUAGAUAGGCAAGGAGGUCUGAAGGUCAAAAAUAUAGAUUAUGUUAAAGAGUAGGCAGCUCCAUGUAGCAUAUUUAAACUUAAAAGUAAUUUUGUGGGGCGCUUAUUCAGAUCAGGAUCACUGCAUGUGAGGAAGAAAGGUUUAUUUAUAAUCUCCUGUACCAUCUUUCCCAGCCGCCUCCAUGCUCUAAGUAGCAAAUAGAAAAAAGCUCCCAUGGGCAUCAAUGGGAGCUUCCACCUACCUUUCACUACUUGGUGUUGGGCUGAUUCUGGGGGAAAUCAUAGUGGGGAAAGGAACGAUUGAACUUCCCUUCUUUGCAUGCUGUGGUCUCAGUCUACAUUGUACCGCCAUGAUUACUUUGAAGAUUGGAUGCUGGACUUGCUGUGGGCUUGGUUUCUGGGACUGGAUCCAACCUAUGAUCCUGGGACUCAUGAUGUGACUCUUCUGUACACUUUUAACCAGGAUUUUCAAAGCUAGAAAGCUUUGAAGCUAGGAAGGCUUCUCACAAUUCUAUCUUUCAAAUUGGUGUCUACCAUGUGUCAACGCCAUUUUGGAAAAUCCUUUCCGAGACCAUUCUUCAGGCUGCAUAUUCUCAAAAAAUUUCCUUGGCCCAGUCCAAAGAAAGUGGGUUGGAUCCUGCAGGCAGAGAUGGAAUUGUAUACAUUCCUUGUUUAGUGCCAUGUUUUAAGGGUGCGAUAAAACAAACAGGAAACGCAGAGGCUUUUAUUUUCACUUGACGCAUCUGAAGGAAAUUACCCUCCAUUAAACUGUUAUCGGAAGCAGACAUCCACAUGAGACAUUGCUGUAUAAAAUGAAGCCUCAGCUCAUUUAGGCUGACCCUGAGAUAAAGCCACAUCAUCAAAGUGCUAUCACACAAUCUGAACUGGCUGUCAAGGCUGGGGAUCAGGUUGCUGCCUGUACUUUACAUUCGGACUCAAAAUAUUACAGCAACAGAACAGCUGCCAUAUCCAGCGCAUGCUCAAUUCAGGGGUGAGGAACAAGGGUUUAAGAUCCAUCCCAAGCGGAAAAGGUUCCUUUGCCAAUCAGCCAAGAAGAGAGAGACAACAGGGCUGAUAAAUCCUACAUGUCAUGGAGCUGUAGUCUCCUUCCUCUUCACUCCCAGGCCCCACACUUAGUGUUAAAAGUCUCCCCUUGGGAUCAGCCAUCUCCGCCCCCCCCCAAGAAUACUCCUGGGAAUGAUAACAUAGCAAGGGUAUUUUAUUCCCAGGAAAGCCACAAGAUUGCUGCAGCCAGUCAAGAUGAUGCUUGAUGUGGUGGCAAGCCUUUAAAAAAGAAAGUGGUGAGCAGGAAAGGAAAAGCACUUUGACUGCCCCAUAUUAAAACAUCACCAGAAAAGAAGAAGUACAUAAGUAAAUAGGAAGCGAGAAGGACAUGGAUUUGCAUAUAAUAUGAAAAUGUAUAUGUAUAGAUGUCAAUCCAGAUAUAAUUAAAGGUAAAGGUAAAGGGACCCCUGACCAUUAGGUCCAGUCAUGGCUGACUCUGGGGUUGCGGCGCUCAUCUCGCUUUAUUGGCCAAGGAAGUCGGUGUACAGCUUCCACGUCAGCACGACUAAGCCGCUUCUAGUGAACCAGAGCAGCGCACAGAAACACCGUUUACUUUCCUGCUGGAGUGGUACCUAUUUAUCUACUUGCCCUUUGAUGUGCUUUCGAACUGCUAGGUUGGCAGGAGCGGGGACCGAGCAAUGGGAGCUCACCCCGUUGCGGGGAUUCGAACCGCCGACCUUCUGAUUGGCAAGUCCUAGGCUCUGUGGUUUAACCCACUGUGCCACCCGUGUCCCCCAGAUAUAAUUACUAUAAUUUAAAUAAGAACACAUCUCACCACAGUGGAGGAGACUGGGGCAAGGUGGCCCACGUGCCUAUUCAGGUGCUAUUGAUCGGCAACUUCAAAGCCUUUGUUCUCCUUUCUUAUGGCUCCUCAUUUUUAAACUGGACUUGGGCCAGGCUGCCCUUCAGAUAGACGUCUUCUUCAGUUAAAGGAUUGUCAUCUGUAAAGCAGGACGCAAUGGCACCCUGUUGGAGCCAUCCAUGGCCAGUCUCAUGUGAUAUGAAUGCAAAUGUAACGAAAGAGUUUGAUGGGACUUGGAAAUAAUUUUAAACCUUCUGGUUGCUUCUGAGAUUUACUUGUACUUCUGUAAUUAAACUCUUCCCUGCCCCCGCUCUUUCCACCGCAAGUACCAACAUUUGGCCUAAAGCAUAAGCAAUUAUUAUUUUUUUCUUGGUUAACCCAAUGCAAUAACUUCUCCUAACAGGCCUCCAAAGGCUAUAAGUUUCACAUGUCCCUUCGUAAGCUAAUUUAACUUUGGUUACUUCAUUCUAUAUGCACAAAUACUGCUCUACAUUGGUUUUACUAGCCCUUUCCUUAUGGGCCCUGCAAAAGCAAUCACCCUUUCUUGCAUUCCCCCCCAGGUUCCCCCUCUUAUAUUUGUCCUCAGCUUCUCAUAAAAUAAUAGCAUUUAAAAAAAAGCUUGCCGUGCUGCUUUAUCUAAAUUGUUUUUCUUUCGUUACCCAUAUUUUUGAGGCAACAAGUGAAUAAUUGGUUUCCACGAGCUGGAAAAUCAUGCAAAAUUCAUGGGCCCUAUUCUCCACUCCAGCAAGAAACUUUAUUUCAUCUGAAAUAAAAAUGGGUUACAUAUAAGAGUUCAUUUCGCCUCUGAUUGCUUCUAGGUUCAGAGUUUCUUUGCUGGGGUGAAGUCAUAAGAAGUAAUUGGCUUGCAGGAGUUCAUAUUUAUAGUGUGCAGUCUGAAGAUAAUUGAAAAGAAAAUACACAGGUGGAGUGUAGCUUGGGAGAAGAUGCCUCAGAAGAUUUGUGACAGGAAAUACGGAUCCAACAAGAUUGAUCUGAAGGUCACUUAUGGUGACAUUUCAAAUUAGGCUUGUUAAUCCAUUUGUAGGAACACAGGAAACUUAAGUUGUCUUCUAAAGGUUGUAUUGUUACUUAUCUCAUUGGCUUGGGGGUCACAUAACUCCAUACCCUCUAACAAUUCUCUGAUGAAAAUAGGGACAUCCUAAGGAAAAGUGGGACAUUCUGGGAUAAUAAUAAUAAUAAUAAUAAUAAUAAUAAUAAUAUAUUAUUUAUAUCCCGCCCAUCUGGCUGAGUUUCCUCAGCCACUCUGGGUGGCUUCCAAUCGAGUGUUAAAAACAAUACAGCAUUAAAUAUUAAAAACUUCCCUAAACAGGGCUGCUUUCAGUUGUCUUUUAAGAUAAGAUAGCUACUUAUUUCCUUCACAUCUGAAGGGAGGGCGUUCUACAGGGCGGGCGCCACUACCAAGAAGGCCCUCUGUCUGGUUCCCUGUAACCUCACUUCUUGCAAUGAGGGAACCGCCAGAAGGCCCUCGGCACUGGAUCUCAGUGUCCGGGCUGAACGAUGGGUGUGGAGACGCUCCUUCAGGUAUACAGGACCGAGGCCGUUUAGGGCUUUAAAGGUCAGCACCAACACUUUGAAUUGUGCUCGGAAACGUACUGUGAGGCAAUGUAGGUCUUUCAAGAUAGGUGUUAUGUGGUCUCGGUGGCCACUCCCAGUCACCAAUCUAGCUGCCGCAUUCUGGAUUAAUUGCAGUUUCCAGGUCACCUUCAAAGGUAGCCCCACGUAGAGCGCAUUGCAGUAGACUAAGUGGGAGAUAACUAGAGCAUGCACCACUCUGGCAAGACAGUCCGCGGGCAGGUAGGGUCUCAGCCUGUGUAGCAGGUGGAGCUGGUAGACAGCUGCCCUGGAUCAAAUCAGAAACAGGGAUGGCUUCUGUAAAUCUGUGACUGUCCCUGGAAAAUAGGGACACUUGGAGGUCUGGGUCGCUCCCAUUCAUAACUGAAGGUACCUGCGAUAGAAGCCUCUGCAUGCAAGCAGAUGCUGAGCCACUGAUUUACAGCCCUCCCUACAUUUAGUUUCUAAGAAGCAAAAGCACCUACUUGUUAUUUGGAGGGUUAGUACCUUUUUGCUACUUGCUACUUAUAAACACCAUGCUUUGGAUUGUAUGGAUUACUGUGUGCGAGGCUGAUAGAUGGAUGCCCUCCCUUGUGACAAGGGGUUUGACCUUGAGGAAGGUUGUUUUGCCCCUUCCAACAGUCUUGUAACACACACAGCACACACACACACCCCUCAAUCUUUUGCGGCUUCCCCAGUGGUUUUCAAAUUAUGUUCUGUGGAACCCUGGAGUUCCUCCGAAGCUUAUUGAGAAUCCUUAAUGAGAAGAUCAGAAUUGCUGAGCAAGUUAUUCCUAAAGGCCUAUCACUACUCAUCAUCUCCUGCAAUGUGCAACUGCAGGGAAUAUGGGGUAUUAUUUUAUAAUUCUAUUCCAGGGCAUACCCUCUGUUUACAUAAGGUAAAAUCAAGGAAGCCAAAGAAGCCUUGCCAGUAGCCAGGAUGAACUGAAUGUUCACCUAAAAACUUCUCUGAAUUAUUCACAGUAUUCAGGAUUCCUGUUAUCUCUUCUCAUUAAGCAUGCUGGCUGGGGCCGAUGAAAGAUACAGCCCAAAACAUCUGGAAGGCACUACACUGGCUACUCCUGCCCUAGAGGGAUGCUACAGAGAUGCUCAAUGAGUCUCCUAGGGGUUGAGAGGUUUUUUUUGCCUUGCUUCAACUUCAGAAAGGGAAGUUUGUUAAGUAUCUCACAAGCCGCAAUAGAUGGUUGAUAGGCCAUGUGAGUCUGGCUUGGUGAGUCAUAAUGUAUAGUGUGAGAGUAAAUAGUGUUAGCAAAGUCACUUAAAUGAUGCAGGUGGAGACUGGAGAGAAAAUAAAACCUGAUAGCACAUAAUAAUAAUAAUAAUAAUAAUAAUAAUAAUAAUAAUAAUAAUAUAUUAUUUAUAUCCCACCCAUCUGGCUGGGUUUCCCCAGCCACUCUGGGCGGCUCCCAAAUGAAUAUUAAAAACACAACACAGUGGUACCUCUGGUUGCGAAUGGGAUCCGUUCCAGAGGUCCGGCUGUAUCCUGAAGUUUUCGCUACUGGAGGUACCGCUUCUGCGCAUGCAAGUGAAUGCAGCGAAACACUUCCAGGGGUGCUGGUAAUGUAACCCAAAGUUCCUCUGUACAGCAUUAAACAUUAAAAACUUCCCUAAACAGGGCUGCCUUCAGAUGUCUUUUAAAAGUAGGAUAGUUGCUUAUUUCCUUGACAUCUGGUGGGAGGGUGUUCCACAGGGCGGGCACCACUACUGAGAAGGCCCUCUGCCUGUUUCCCUGUAACCUCACUUCUCACAGUGAGGGAACCACCAGAAGGUCCUCGGUGCUGGACCUCAGUGUACGGGCUGAACGAUGGGGGUGGAGACACUCCUUCAGGUAUACAGAACCGAGGCCGUUUAGGGCUUUAAAUGUCAGCACCAGUACUGAGGACACUGGUAUAAUUUGAGAAGAAAGGAACAGAGAGGUCUUGUCUUUCUUUGUACAUCAGAGGGAGACAUUCAACCAAACACACAAGGGGGAAAACUCCCUCUGAACUACAGAACUAAUCAGGAAACAUGGUACCUCAGCAAAUUUAUGCCCCUCUUCAUGGUUGCUAAGCAACACCUCCAGCCUUAUCCCUUGUGGCUAGUUGAUUUCAGCGCUAAUGGAAUUAACCCUUUAGUUGUGCCUGAAUAGUGAAUGAAGACAUGAGCAGGGAGCAUGGGGACGCGCAUGCCAGUCCCACCCCGGCCUCCCCAUGCCAAAUUGCCCUGCCCAAGCCACCAAUGGGGCUUCUUUGUGAGGACUUCCAACAAACAGAGCAUUGGAGGACAACUGUGAGUGAAAGAUAAUAAUGAGCAUAACAGAAAACAUUCUGAACUAGCAUGCCUCCUUUUGUGCUGGCUUCGGAACAGAAGUUAAAACCCAACCUGUAGUUGCUACAUGGGAAACCAGCCUAGAUAAUCAGAGAAUAACCUCUGCUAGUUUGAAUUGCCACUAACUUUUAGUUUGGGGCGGGGGGGGGGAAUCCUAUCAUUUACUUUGAAGCAGACACCGAAUGUUAGAAGAGGGUUUGCUGGAAGCUGACCUAGUUUCUAAGCUGUACUCUCCAGGGGUACAUGACAAGGGUUAAAUAUUGUGCUAAUAAAGAUUAGGAGAUUACUAGAAAAGGAAACAUUUUGCCUUGACCUGAUUCGCAAGGAAAUGCUUUAUCACAAGAAUUUGUUUUGUUUUUUUAAAAGAAAAUCCAUACAUCUUUAAAUAUACAAUUUAAUGGAAUAAAAACAAGAAGAACCUAACUCAGGAGCAUGAAGACUAUAAUAAUGAUUUCCAUGAAAAAUCCCAUGUGGGAGCCUAACUAGUUCUUUUGGAGGAUAUGUGUCUGCUAACAGCAUAAGGCUUUCCACCCAUCUCCCUGCUGGUUUUUAUCUAUUUUAUUUAUUUAAUAAAAUGCAUACGCUGCUUGAUUGUAAGAAAACCUUUAGGCACUUUACAAAAAUAAGGUCUAGUAAAAGAAAGACAUAACUGUGGGAUGGGAUUUAAUGGGCAGGAGAGGAUAUUAAUUGUGAUUUAUCCCUCCAGGUGCCCAUUUGUGGGGGUUGAGCGGAGUUUUAGAACCCCACCCUUGGCAGCAAAAUUAAAAGCAUAGAAAUUAGACUGUAAAACCCUUUUUUUGAGCAAGUCCAGCCAUGGAGUGAGCUAUGGCUCUCCCUAUCUCACCCUGCUCAACAAAGAAUCAGACAACAACUUGGGAAGGUUGUUUAAAAACAUGAAUUACUCCCUUAUAAUAUUGCGUUGGUUCACAGCAAUGGCAGCAGUAAAAACUAUGCAGGGGAAAUACUUAUACUUACAGUAUAGGUAAAGGUAAAGGUACAGCUUUUGCCAUGUACCUAAAGUUGGAGCAAGUGGAGGCAUGUCUUGCAUCCAUUGCUGGUCAACAGAAGAGAGAGAGGCACAGGAAAUACCAUUUUCUCCUUCCUUUCCAACAGCAGAGGGGAAAUGACAUCACACAAAGCCCUCCCUCCCAAUUGUAUUUUUAUGGUUUGAGUACCUGAGUAUCAGCAAUGCAGUUCUGUUGUAUUAGCCCCUUCUCAUGCUAACUAGCAAGAACAUGCAUGCUAGGUUUGGCUACUAAUCUCCCACAAUAACAUGAUGCCAUUGUAUUGGCAUCCAUCCAUCCAUCUCCAUGCCAGUUCAGUGCAUGUUGCUUCCGGCGGAGAGCAAAACACUGAAUGUGGUGUCACUCUAACUACUGCGACAGUGCCAUUCCUUCAUUCAAGUUACCAUUUUAGAAUAAUCAUAGGCUAGUCCAGUCUUCUCCAGCCUAUUGCCUUCCAGAUGUUGCUCCAUUACCCCUAGGCAACAUGACCAAUGGUCAGAUAUGAGUCCAACAACAUCUGGAAGACACCAGGUUGGGAAAGGCUGGGUUAGUCUUUCCCAGUAGACUGGGAGGGCAGGGUAGAUUCUAGAAUGAAGAAUAAGAGUGUUGACUGCUGUGUGCUAGGAAGAUCCCAAAUAUUAAAUUCUGCAGUUGUUCAGCUUGUGGGGCAGAUACAUAUCUGAAGCAGCCUUGCAUCCCUGCAAUGUUUCUCUAGGCUGCUUAAGUGUCUAAGCCUUGGGCAGAUUCUGCCCAGAAGCCUGCAAGCUAUGCCUGCAAGAGAUGCCCUGCAACUCGUAAUGCAUGGAGUAUCAUCCAGCCCAAGCUGAGCAUGCUUAAGUCCCGUUUAUUUCAAUGUGUGAGAGCUAAUGAUCAUAAUACAUAUAUUGGAUUGUAUGUUUGUGGACAGAGUUGCCUUCUUUUAGCUUUAGUGUAGUGCUUAAUUUUUAAGUUAUGUAUAGGAUCCUCAUCAUCAUUGAUCUCCAGCAUUAUAAGAGCUAAAGAUUUACUCCUUAUCUUCAUAUAAUUGGAUGUCAUAGAAUCAUAGAAUUGUAGAGUUGGAAGGGACCCCAGGGGUUAUCUGCUCCAACCCCUGCAAUGCAGGAAUCUCAUCUAAAGCAUCCAUGAAAGACGGCCAUCCAACCUCUGCUUCAAAACCUCCAAGGAAGGAGAGUCCACAACCUCCUGAAGGAGACCGUUCCACCGUUGAACAGCUCUUAUUGUCAGAAAGUUUUUCCUGACAAUCUCCUUUCUUGUAACUUGAAGUCAUUACUCAAACUGGGGGGGGGGGGAGAUCAGUGUCCCAUAUACUGGAGGGGACAUUUCAGCUGAACAUUAGGAGAAACCUUUUGGUGGUUAGAGCAGUUCAGGAAUGGAACCGAUUACUUAGAGGAGAGAUGGGGAACCAGUGGUCCUCCAGAUAUUUUUGGAUGACAACACUCAUCUUUGAUUUAGAGCAGGGUUUCCCAAACUUGUGUCUCCAGCCGUUUUUGGACUACAGUUUCCAUCACUCCUGACCACUGGCUAGCUAAGGGUCAUGGGAGUUGUAGUCCAAAAACAGCUGGAGACACGUCUGGGAAACCCUGAUUUAGAGGGUUGAUAGGAGGCUUUCCCUUGCUGAAGGACUUCAAAGCAGGCUAGUCAUCAGUUGAACAUGAUUCAGCUUUGGGUUUUCUGCACUGAACAGAAGGUUGGAGGAGAUGCCCUCUAAGUCUAUGGUUUUAUGUUUCAUGCUCCCCUAUGUAAAAUAUUUCCUACACAUUGUAAGCCAUCACAUAUGAGGAAGCAUUUAGAUAUACCAUCUCCAUGAUAUUCUGGAAUUCUGUGUCUUGCUCUCUAAAUCUACUGUGGUAUGUUUUUUACUUGUUCAUUUGGUUCCACUGUUUGUAAUUUUUGUUUGUAAUUUUUGUGGUGCUGAUUAAUAGGCAGGUGAGCUACCUGCUGCAAAUCUCAGCUUUUGCUGGGAUGCACAGUUUCAGCUCAUGCUAAAUUUGCAAUCUGACUUCACUGGAGUGCAAAAUUGGCUUGCUUGUCAUAAGCUGCUAAUAUGAGCAAAACAAUAUAAUACUUCUUUUUCUGGCUCAAGUGGAGGAUUACGGUGGCUGAGAGGACUUUCUUCUUCUUCAAAAUUUGCACUGCAGGUGAACAGCUGUUUCUAAUGGGCAAACCUUGUUAAAAAUCAAAGAGCAUGGGUUGGCUUGUACUUGAGCACCACGUUUGCUUGAUAACAAGCGGUCACACCUAGAGAGUUUAGUUGGUGAGGAGGAAGCAGCGAAAGAUCUGUGAGUUGUUUUUGCAAACAGAGAUUAGUAGCUCCUCUCCCCCCAUCCCUCGCCGCCCCUUAUUGUAUCAAGAUGGAUUUUGAACCAUAAGGUGAGACACACAAUCUUAUUGAACAGAGCUGCCACAAUGUUUAACAAUAGAUUAGACAGAUUUGCAGCAAAUUAUGCCAACGGCAUACUCCAUUGCAUUACACACGGUCAAUUAAAUGUGCUUCCAUUUGGAAAGAGACGGCUGCAGCAUUAAUUACAAUAUUUAUACAUGCCUGCAAGGAAGUUUGCCUAGUUAUCAUACCUUUGUGCCAAAUAGAGCUGAUAAGAUUUCCACAAGUGACUGUACUGAUGAAAAGAGCAUCUUGUGCGAGCCCUUGGGAGAAAUCAAAAAAGUUAAAACUCUGCUGUUUCUGGCUGUCAAACACACACACACACCCCUUUUCAAAACAAAGAAUAUUCAAAACAUUGUGUUGGAUAGGUAAUGACUAAAUGCUUCUGGAAGGGGCAGCAGGGGGAGAUCUCAGAAGUAAAUUCUGCUUAAUACUGCAAGUUUUGGCCUACCUGAAGUAAAGGCCAGGAGCAAACUGUCAGCUGAAUGCAUAACAGAGAACACCUCUGAGGAAAAUUAAACUCUCUUUUUCCCCCAUAAUAAGGUGCUUCGGAUUCCAUUUUGAAAGGAAAGCAUUUGCAUGUCAAUGUAUUUUGUAUCAGUUUCUGUGGGGAACAAUAUCAAAGGUUACCCUGUUCAUAAAAAAACUCAUCCUGUUCAUCAAAACAACACCCCCACCCUGCAUAAUCACUACUCUAGUAAACAAACAAUAAUAACAUACCAGGCAGAGGUCCUAAAAACAAACCUUUAUCUUUUAACGGUAUUAUUUUUCACUGUUAUUCUUCUUCUGUCUCUUCAUGCCGUGCAUUCUCAAGUGGCAGAAAAGCUGGCAGUAGGCUUAAUAGCAAUAGGGUUCAAAAGACCACAUGCAAGAGGUCUUCCUAUUUAUUAUACAUUUUUGUGGCUGCACACAAUCAUAUUUUGGGGUUCCCCUUCAAAUGUAAAUGAUUUGUGUGGGAAACAAAUUAUGUUUCCUUCCUAACAAAUCCCCACCCCCAUAGUGCCUUCAUGUAGCCCGCUCGAUGGCAUAACCAAGUUUCCUUACCAUUUAAUUACUCUGUGUUUUCAAAGAUGUGAACAUUGCCACUGGAUUUCUCUGCAUUUUUGAAGGCUUAAAGUGCUUUACAGUGGUAUCUCGGGUUAAGAACUUAAUUCGUUCUGGAGGUCCGUUCUUAACCUGAAGCUGUUCUUAACCUGAAGCACCACUUUAGCUAAUGGGGCCUCCUGCUGCUGCCGUGCCGCUGGAGCACGAUUUCUGUUCUCACCCUGAAGCAAAGUACUUAACCUGAGGUACUAUUUCUGGGUUAGCGGAGUCUGUAACCUGAAGCGUAUGUAACCUGAGGUACCACUGUAUUGUCAAGGAUUUCUUAAGUAGCAGUGAAUGCUCUGCUCUCAGAGUUUUAUAAACUUCUAUACACGAUUACACAACCUGUGUGUACGUCCACAUGGUACAUUGCUCUUCCCCCCUUUUCGAGAUGAAAGAAUUGUGAAGCUCAGUUGUAUACGUGUAUAUCCUGCCACAUGUUAGGUUGUACGUGUAACAAAGGGACUCUACUAAGUGUAUGCCAUUCUGCAGUCAUGCCAUUCUUUUAACUCUCCUCAACGUUGCCUGUGCUUAUUUCCGCUCCCCAUUCCACUUACUCAAGCCAAGGCAUAACCAAUGUGGUUCUUGGGAUGUUGAUGGACUCCAGCUCCCAUCAGCCCCAGCCAGGAUGGCUAAUGAUCAGCCAUGAUGGGAGUUGUAGUCUAACAGCAUGAACGCCUUAACAAAUCAGCACACUGGAAAAAUGGAGAUGGAUUUAUACAUCAAACUGCAUGUUUGUACAUGUAGAGGGUUGGUGACAUCCUUUUGUCUCACAAGACAAUGGAGUGCACCUCUGAAACUGCUGGAGAAUCACAGCGCCUGCUGUGGCUGCAGGCCUGGGCAGUGUGUUUGGACGUAAAUGUGUGCAUGGCUGCAACUAAAAACUACAAACCUAUACCCAUUUACCUGCAAAUAAGUUCCUUUGAACUCAGAGACACUUAAUUCUGAGUAGGCACAUACAGAAUUCUGCUGUAAAACCAUUUGUCAUCAGAAGCAAUGCUGGAUACAAAAAGAUAUCCACAGUGUUCAAAAAAUUUCACAGACUGAUCAAAUUCCUAUGUUCUUUGGUACUGCAAGAGACAGCAUUACUUUGGGUCGAGAUUUAUUUUGUCAGGAAGAAAGAAUGCUCAAAUGAGUUACAUCAUUGGCAUUUAUUCCAUUAAGAUAUUUUUUUUUUUACUCCCUGAAAAUUGGAGCCACAUUUAGCCAUAGCUGUGAGUAUUAAGGUCAGUCACACUGCACCAUUUCACACUGGGCUAAGCAUACAAGCACUGCCAGAGGGAAGAUUGGCACGUUCAAUCUCUAUGAACAAGCUUUACAUCCAGAUUUGAAAUUCAGUCUGCAUGAACUAUGCAAACUACAGUGUGUUGAAGACAUUUCCUACCCAGGGCUUUAUUAAAAUGGGCAUAGAGUUGUGCUAGAACACAGCUGAGUACCUGGGCUAUUUCCAGAAAUAUCGAUGUGUCUUGCAUUACAUGGAUCUUUCCCAUGGAUAUUGUCCCUGUUGUCAGAGCCUUUCAACAUAUUACAAGAAUCAGGUUGUAGACAGAAGUGGUAGAAUAAUGGACUGGACCACUUCUGACUGCACAUUGGAAUGUUCCCUCACAUUGAGAGGUUUGUCUAUUGUAUGUAACCUCCGUCUACUCUAUGCAAAGUAGCUCUUCAGGCUGAAAGUUUUAGCAUGACCUUGAUCGACUGGUUUAUUACAUUUAGGGAGGUCUUUAUGUAGGGGACCAUAUAACUCCCAGUAUGAAAUGCUACAGUCUGGAAUUCUACCGUGAUAUAACUUUAUGUAAUAUGCCUAAUAGCUUCUCAAUCAUCAGCAACCCAACCAAAAUAGCUGUCUAGUGUCUACAUUGCCAAAUCGUAACGAAAAUUCAGUGAGAUAGUUUUCUAACUGUGAUUGUCUAACUGGCCAUAUGAAUAUGAUGCUAUGUAAUGGGAAUAAGAGAUUUCAUGUUGACCAACAAAUCUGCACUGAAUGCCCUAGCCGCAUUCCUAAAUUUCAGGAUUUUGCUCAUGCAAAAUUCUUUCUAAAGCUGCAGAUGUUCUUUUUGUGUCAAUUUUUUAUUAAACUUUAAAAUUUUUAGAUAUAAAUUCCAUAUCCCAAAUUUGUUAUACAUUUCUCUUUAAACUUUGACUUCCUGCUUUUCCCUCUGUGCUGUUCUUAAUCCCAUUCAAUUUACAUAUUGCAUUUUAACAAACUUUUCGCCUAGGAGAUUCUUUUCGAUUUCAUAUAUUAUCAAAUUUUCUACCGCUGCUCAUAUUUCAAAUCCUGCUCGCGAUUUCAUCUGCUCAUGAUAUUUUCUGAUGUUGUUCUUUUUCAUAUUGCAGAGCACGGACUCGAAUUCAAAUGUAAGAAAAAGAACUAAUACCACCGUACAGGCGGAAACGGAGAGCGUCAGGAGAAUUGAUACAGGAAACAGUUCCAUGCCACCUUCAACGGUAACUCAGGGGCCUUCGGACGUUAUGCCCCGAUCUCCUUCAGCAUCAAGUCCGAACCCCUUCAGCCGAAUUAGCAUAUCAGAAACAUUGGCUUCUGCAAGAGCUACUCCUUCAGCUCCUCCCUCUACCCCAGUUUUAACAGGAUAUAUACCCCAGCAAGCCACGGCUGGAUCUCCAACCAUUCACCGUUUACUUGGAUCUAGACUGGAGCAGAUUCAGACUACAGCAAAUACUUUGGGGGCGCCUUCAAAGUCGUCAGUCGUCGCUCCUCCUCCUCCUCCCCCUCCCCCACCCUCAAGCUCUGGCACCAGUAAGAUAGACAAAUAUGCACGCAUUUUGUUCCCCGUCACCUUUGGAGCAUUUAAUAUGGUCUACUGGGUGGUGUAUCUAUCCAAGGACACGAUGGAGAAAUCGAAAAGUCUAAUGUAG
Messenger RNA from Podarcis lilfordi (Lilford's wall lizard), 20563 nucleotides. The record is from the annotation of a GenBank genome assembly. NCBI's taxonomy places the organism in Eukaryota, Metazoa, Chordata, Lepidosauria, Squamata, Lacertidae.